This is a messenger RNA of Sesamum indicum (sesame), 2735 nucleotides long. RefSeq lists its product as uncharacterized. The record is from RefSeq and is a predicted model, not a curated record. NCBI's taxonomy places the organism in Eukaryota, Viridiplantae, Streptophyta, Magnoliopsida, Lamiales, Pedaliaceae. Gene Ontology annotation, molecular function: protein binding.
ACAUACAUUUUGUUAAAUUUGAAAACUAUGAGCAUCUCUUUAUUGGAUUCAGUUAAAUAUCUCAACAAUUGUCAAUGGACACCAUAAUUCAGACACAUUUAUGCCUUUCGCCAUGUUUUACAAACUGUAAAGCGGAAAAGAAGACCGAAAAGAAAGAAAAUCAUAUCUGGGGAAUUCUUUGACCAAUUUUUGAUUCAUUGAUUCCUUCCUUCUCUCUUCUUUUAAUUUCUCUCAACUACUACUACUACUUUUAGCUCAAUUUCAUCACCUUUUCUGCAAUCACUACAGUAGAGAUGAGCUCUGAGAUUGUAUGGUUUGUAGCAGUUUUAGCUCUCAUUGCAGCCGGAGAGAGCACCAAAAGUGUUGGAGGAACAUGCCAUACCAAUGACCUCAAAGGCCUGAGAAGUUUCAAGGCAGGGAUUCACUCGGACGACUCCGGCCGGAUUGACAAGUGGAUUGGCAAUAGCUGCUGCGACUGGGAUGGGAUUUCUUGCAACAACAUAACUGGUAGAGUGACACAGAUCAAUCUCCCAGGUUUUAUCACUACAGAUGAUGCUCCUCUCCAGUCUUACAUGUAUGGCUCGAUAUCGCCCUCAAUAACACUUCUGAGCAAUCUUGAAGUUGUUGAUCUAUCUGGGCUUGUCGGCUUAACAGGAAAGAUCCCUUCAUUGAUUGGUUUUCAUCUUCCGGGGCUCAGAAAACUCUCCUUGUGGGGCAAUCACAUUAAGGGUCCAUUGCCAGAGAGCAUCGGUAAGCUGUCUAAACUUGAAGAGUUAUGUCUAAAUGAAAACAGCUUGAGUGGUUCUCUACCUGCAAAUCUUGGGAAUCUUAAAGCUUUGAGAAGGUUGGAUUUACAUUCAAAUAGGUUUUCAGGUGCAAUACCUGAGUCUAUAUCAAACUUGACUAGCCUGAAAAGUCUCAGCCUGCAGAAUAACCUUCUCACUGGAGAUAUACCUGUUAAUAUUGGUGAUCUGCAGGCGUUGAAAGAGCUUGAUCUGUCGAACAAUUCGUUAACUGGAAGAAUCCCUUCUUCAAUAACUAAGCUAAAAGCUAUUUCAAUUAUCUACCUGAACGACAAUCAGCUUGUUGGGGAGAUACCCACCAUUUUAGGCCCUGAUCAAAUGCCUUGUCUAGGUUUCUUGAGGCUCAACGAUAACCGGCUGACAGGAAGAAUACCUUACUCUUUUGGUUACCUGAGUUCUCUGCAAAGAGUUUCCUUAGCAAACAAUGUGCUCGAGGGACAAAUUCCGUCCAGUUUAGGUGAUCUAAGAUCUCUGACGGAAUUAUACCUGAAUGGCAACAAGUUAUCAGGCCAACUACCAAGUUCAAUAAGUCUGCUUCCGCAGCUUCUUAUGUUAACACUUUCCAACAACAUGAUUGAAGGACCACUGCCCCAUCGGAUGGCUUCACUUGGAAGUCUUCAAAUGCUUGAUCUUUCAUUCAAUCGGCUAAACCUUUCCACCAUCCCUAAGUGGCUCCUGAAAUUGCCAUCACUGUCUAGGAUUUACUUGGCAGACUGCAAAAUCCAGGGUGAAUUACCGGAGGAUUUACAAGCCACUCCAAGUGCACUACAAGAGCUGGAUUUAUCAGCCAACCAUCUGACCGGCAAAAUACCAGAAUGGAUUGGGAGCUUAACGGAACUCUACUCAUUGAACUUAUCAGUUAACUUUCUUGCCGGUGAGAUCCCUAGUUCAGUCACAAAGUUAGCAAGCCUGGGGGUUCUAGACCUUCACUCCAACAAAUUAUCAGGUUCUUUACAAUGGGUUUUUCAGGUGGAAAGCAGAUUUACUACUGGCGGAUCAUUGGCAUUUCUUGACCUUUCAGAUAAUAACUUCACAAGUGGUAUUGAGCAAAUCGGUAUGGGGACUCAACUUGAGAUCCAGCACAUUAAUUUGUCGCACAACUUCAUUGAAGGUAGAUUACCUGAUUCCAUCGGGAGAUUAGAAACAAUGAAGAGCCUGGAUUUGAGUUGCAAUAACUUAGACUCCGCACUGCCGCCAUUGUUGGCAAAUGCAAGCUCCCUGGAGACUUUGAAGCUGCAGAAAAAUCAUUUUACGGGGAAAAUACCAAGUGAAUUUCUGAAGCUGAGAAAGUUGAAGGAGCUGGACCUCUCGGAUAACUUCCUUGAGGGAAAAAUACCUUUUGGAAGGCCUCUGACCAAUUUCCCAAGAGGCUCUUACUCAGGAAACAAAGGUUUGUGUGGUGUACCUCUGGACCCCUGUAGGCCUUAAACCCCAGUUUUCUUUCUUGAAUAUCCACAUAAAUAGAAUGAUUUCCCCAAAUUUCUUUGUUUUAUACCCACAUAGAAAGAAUGAUCACAGCUAGAGAUCUCUUGAUGUGUUUUCUAUGUAAAGCUCCGUUUAUUAGAAAGAACAGAAAUAUUGUGUGAAACCAGGAGCAGUGAACAGUGACCUCAACUUGAUAAGUAGCACUUUACAACUUUUAGAGAGGAAAUCUUGCAAGGACACAUGUAACGAUGUUCUUUGCUCGAAUAGUGAUAAUGCAAGAACAUCUAGAGAGGGAGAGGGAGAGAGAGAGAGACGUGAUCGGGACAAGAGAGCUUCCAUGUAAAAGAACUGGAUUAAUUCAUCAUUAUCUUGAUGCUUACAACUUGGGAACAUCUAUUCAAGGGUUUCUUCACAAAACCCAAGUUGUUGAUAAUUCACAUAAUCGAUUUCAUUUAGCCGUAUACAACACAAAAUCUGCUCUGGCAACUCUUCAGCUUUGUUAUCCUG